UUCUUCUCUCUCUUUUUUUUUUUUUUUUAUUAUUCAGAGAGAGAGAGAGAGAGAGAGAGAGUGUGGCUUAAAGAUGGGGUAGAGAAGAAGGGAAGUAGAGGUGGUUAAGUUUUGGUUGUGUGGGUAUUUUUUUCUUUCAUCUCUAUCUGGUGGGAGUGGUAUUGGGUAAUGGAAUUUGGGGAGUUGGAUGGCAAGGCCUUUUGGAAGAGGCAGCAGCAGGCAUUUCAGGAGGAAGAGGGGUGGUGGAAGAGGCACCAGGAAACCCUCUAAGAAAAAAUCCAGCCGAUCGAAAGCUGGAAGAGGAAAAGAGGAGGGCUCUGGAUCCUCAGACGAGGACUCUCCCUCACCAGCGUCUCAUCCGCAAGUCUGCAGCCGAAGACGACCAAGAAGCUGGAGAAGAAGAAGGAGAAGGUUUCUCUGCUCAGCAUCACCAGAAUCUGCACUUACGCGAACAACAUCUGCAGAUAGAAAUCCAACAUCCACACCAUCAGCAGCAGCAACAGCAACAGCAGCCCAAGAAGCGAUCUUACCUCCCUUCUUCAGUUUCCGAAUAUGCCCAAUUCAACGAAAGGAUGGGAGAGAGUCAUCACCAGCACCAGCUCCAGCAUCAUCACCAACACCCUCAGCAAACUUCGUCGAGGUUGGUAUUGAGGAACCCGACGGGAGGAGAGAUCGUCGAAGUCCAAGGCGGCCACAUUGUCCGAUCCACAGGAAGGAAAGACCGCCACAGCAAGGUCUGCACUGCCAAAGGCCCUCGCGACCGCCGCGUCCGGCUCUCCGCUCACACUGCAAUCCAGUUCUACGAUGUCCAGGACCGCCUUGGCUACGACCGCCCCAGCAAGGCCGUCGACUGGCUCAUCAAGAAGGCCAAGGCCGCCAUCGACGAGCUUGCCGAGCUGCCCGCCUGGCAGCCUUCUUCGGCUAAUGCUUCAGCCCAGCAGCCGGACCAUGGCGAGGAAGAUGAGGAGGAAGAGAAGCAGCACAUCCACAGCCAGCAGCAGGGUAACACGGACACUGCGGGCAAGAAACCGAUGCAGGCCGAGCCUGUGGCGGCCUCCGCUUAUGGUUUCCAGCAUCCGAGCAAUACCACCAGCUUCCUCCCGCCUUCUUUAGAUUCCGAUGCCAUUGCUGACACCAUCAAAUCCUUCUUCCCCAUGGCUUCCUCUUCGUCUUCCAUUCAUUUCCAGAACUACCCGCCAGACCUGCUCUCGAGAACCAGCAGCCAAACCCAAGAUCUCCGCCUUUCCCUGCAGUCUUUCCAAGACCCCAUCCUCCUCCAACACCACCAACCCCACCAUCACCAUCCACCUUCGGGCGAGCAAGCCCUUUUCACCAGCUCCGCUCCGCUGGCAUACGACGCCGCCCCUGCCAACUGGUCCGACCACCAGCAGCAGGAGUUUGGCAGGUUUCAGCGAAUGAUUGCCUGGAAUGCAGCUGAGGCUGGUGGCGGCAGCAGUGGCGGUGGAGGGUACAUCUUCAGCACACCUCCGCCGCCGAUGCCGCUGCACCCGUUGCUCGGGCAAAACCCGUUAUUUCCACAGAGGGGACCCCUUCAGUCCAGUAGCUCACCUUCGGUUCGUGCUUGGACGGACCCGCCACCGAUUGCGGCAGACCAUCAGACGGCUAUGUUUCAUCAUCCGUCAUCAUCGAUCUCGGCCAUCGGUUUUGCCUCCGGCGGUUUCUCCGGCUUCCGCAUACCGGCACGAAUUCAAGGUGAGGAGGAGCACGACGCCGUCGCCAACAAACAGUCUUCUGCGUCCUCUGCUUCUCGCCAUUGAUGAGAAAAACCGAAAUCAUAGCUCCACCAGGACUAUGCUUUGUCAAAGACGACAAGAGUGCGCUUAUUCGAAUGAAGAAGAAGAUGUGAUUUCGGUUUCUAAUCCAAUGGUGUUGUACCGUCGGAAGAAAUCUGUUCCACCAGGUUCCUCUUUCCUCGGUUUGCUUUGUUUGUUUACUUUCCUUUCCAUGUUUGGACGGGCUUUUGAGUCCUGUUUAUUUAUCUUGUUGGAUCACAUUUUCUUUCUACUGUUAGACUCGGAUGUGAUGACAUUGCAUUUUGGGUAUUGUCA
Magnolia sinica is the source of this 2069-nucleotide messenger RNA. RefSeq names its product transcription factor TCP4-like. The record is from RefSeq and is a predicted model, not a curated record. The transcript is spliced from 2 exons. Gene Ontology annotation, biological process: regulation of secondary shoot formation. Gene Ontology annotation, molecular function: DNA-binding transcription factor activity; sequence-specific DNA binding. The coding region runs from base 573 to 1778 and encodes 401 amino acids. Gene Ontology annotation, cellular component: nucleus. NCBI's taxonomy places the organism in Eukaryota, Viridiplantae, Streptophyta, Magnoliopsida, Magnoliales, Magnoliaceae.